Paramecium octaurelia is the source of this 569-nucleotide messenger RNA. Lineage: Eukaryota; Ciliophora; Oligohymenophorea; Peniculida; Parameciidae. The record is from the annotation of a GenBank genome assembly.
AUGUCAGAAAAAAAUUCGAUUUCAAUAAAGUUAGUUGCCUUAGGUGAUGGUGAUGUUGGCAAACAUGACAUACUAUUGAGGUAUUUCCUUAAUUAACUUUAGUUACAUAAAGGAUAAGUUAUCAAAAAUUAUGUCCCUUAGGUCUUUGAAAAUUGUACUAUUUAAACAGCUUUUGAAGGCAAGACAGUUAAUUUUUAUGGGAUACUGCAGGAUAAGAAACAUAUAACAAACUAAGGUGAUUGAGUUAUGGUUUUGCUGAUGUCUUUUUAAUCAUCCUCAUCUAUUGAUCAAGAAAGCUUCUAAAAUGCAUUCACUAAAUGGUACUAUGAUUUGGAAACUCCUGAAUUAAAAUUAGUACCAAAAAUAUUUGUUGGAAAUAAUAAAGAGAUGAGAAACGUAGCAAAUCCAAAUCAUGUUUAAUAUGAAGCAGUAUAUAUUUCUAUAAUUAUAAGGCUAAGUCGAAGAGAUUUUUAAUUAGCAAUUAGAAAUGUCGCUUUAGAGAAAAUUUCAAUUCUUAAAAUGCCUCAAGUAAAAAAAGUGAUGGAAAAGAAAAGUUCCUAAUGUUUUGA